Messenger RNA from Brassica rapa (field mustard), 2130 nucleotides. RefSeq names its product probable mediator of RNA polymerase II transcription subunit 37b. The record is from RefSeq and is a predicted model, not a curated record. Gene Ontology annotation, molecular function: ATP-dependent protein folding chaperone; ATP binding. Lineage: Eukaryota; Viridiplantae; Streptophyta; Magnoliopsida; Brassicales; Brassicaceae.
UGCAUACUUGGUUUUUAUGAUGACAUUAGGUAAAUUUUAGACUUAUCUAUGUGUUUGGAUGGACUGAUCGGUAGUAAUACUCAACUAUUUUUUAACUGGCUUAUCUUUGACGAAUAUAUGUGCUUAUGGCGUUUGAUGUUUAUGAAUCGAGCAGUUUUUAUGUCAAGUGUGGCAAUAGAAGGCGAAGAGGAGAAACUUGGGACAGUGAUAGGGAUCGAUCUAGGGACUACAUACUCAUGUGUUGGUGUGUACCAUAACAACCACGUUGAAAUCAUAGCAAACGAUCAGGGAAACAGAAUCACACCAUCAUGGGUUGCCUUUACCGAUACCGAACGUCUCAUAGGCGAGGCUGCUAAGAAUCAAGCGGCCAAGAAUCCUGAAGGGACCAUCUUUGAUCCAAAACGUCUGAUGGGAAGAAAAUUUGAUGAUCCUGAUGUACAAAGGGAUAUCAAAUUCUUGCCAUACAAAGUUGUGAAUAAAGAUGGAAAACCUUACAUUCAAGUGAAGGUUAAAGGCGAGGUGAAAGUGUUUAGCCCAGAGGAAAUAAGUGCUAUGAUACUAAGCAAGAUGAAGGAAACAGCUGAAGCUUUCUUGGGAAAGAAGAUCAAAGAUGCUGUCAUUACCGUUCCAGCGUAUUUCAAUGAUGCGCAGAGACAAGCGACAAAGGACGCAGGUGCAAUCGCUGGACUUAACGUGGUACGUAUAAUAAACGAACCCACAGGUGCAGCCAUAGCUUAUGGUCUAGACAAAAAAGGUGGGGAGACAAACAUCCUAGUGUAUGAUCUCGGUGGUGGAACAUUCGAUGUUAGUAUCCUUACCAUAGACAAUGGCGUCUUUGAAGUCUUAUCAACAAGUGGAGACACUCACCUCGGCGGAGAAGACUUUGACCACAGAGUGAUGGACUAUUUCAUCAAACUGAUCAAGAAGAAGUACAACAAAGACAUAAGCAAAGAUCACAAAGCUCUUGGUAAGCUAAGACGUGAAUGCGAGCGUGCUAAACGAGCUUUGAGCAAUCAACACCAAGUCCGAGUUGAGAUUGAGUCUCUCUUCGAUGGAGCUGACUUCUCUGAGCCUUUAACGAAGGCAAGAUUCGAGGAACUUAACAUGGAUUUGUUCAAGAAGACGAUGGAGCCAGUGAAGAAGGCUCUUAAGGAUGCAGGAUUGAAAAAAUCCGAGAUAGAUGAGAUUGUUCUUGUUGGAGGAAGCACUAGAAUCCCUAAAGUUCAAGAAAUGCUAAAAGAUUUCUUCGACGGCAAGGAACCUAACAAAGGGACUAACCCUGAUGAGGCUGUGGCUUAUGGAGCCGCGGUUCAAGGUGGUGUAUUAAGUGGUGAAGGUGGUGAAGAAACUCAAAAUAUUCUGCUGCUUGAUGUUGCACCGUUGAGUCUCGGUAUCGAGACGGUGGGAGGCGUGAUGACGAAGGUUAUUCCGAGGAACACGGCUAUACCGACAAAGAAGUCUCAGGUGUUCACUACUUAUCAGGAUCAGCAAACAACUGUGAGCAUCAAGGUCUAUGAAGGCGAGAGAAGCAUGACCAAAGACAACCGUGAGCUCGGAAAGUUUGAUCUCACAGGGAUUCUUCCUGCUCCAAGGGGAGUAGCACAGAUUGAGGUGACUUUUGAAGUGGACGCAAAUGGGAUUCUACAGGUGAAAGCCGAAGACAAAGUUGCAAAGACGUCACAGUCUAUUACAAUAACAAACGAUAAAGGUCGUCUGACACAAGAAGAGAUCGAUGAAAUGAUUAGAGAAGCAGAGGAGUUUGCUGAGGAAGAUAGGAUUGUGAAGGAGAAGAUCGAUGCGAAGAACAAGUUAGAAACGUAUGUUUACAACAUGAAGAGUUCAUUGGAGAAGCUUGCGGAGAAGAUAAGCUAUGAGGAUAAAGCGAAGAUGGAAGUGGUUUUGAAGGAAGCGUUGGAGUGGUUAGAGGAGAAUGUUAAUGCGGAGAAGGAUGAUUACGAAGAGAAGUUAAAGGAGGUGGAAUCGGUUUGUAACCCGGUUAUCAAGUCGGUUUACGAGAAAACCAGUGGAGAGAGCGAGGAGGAUGAAGAAGUUGGUGAUGAUGAGUUAUAGUCAGGUCACAGGUGGUUUAUGGGUGUUUUUAUUAUUUUAGGCUUAUUGGAUUUGAAAAUG